ACUGACCUCUGCCUGCAGCUGGAAGAAGAGAUAUUUCCAUAGGAUGCGCGGCUGACUCCACUUCCCUCCUCAGAGCCCUUCCUUGGCUUGGAGCUGGAUUUCAGGCCAACAGGGCAGCCUGGGAUGCUAGAGGGCUCGCCAUGGAUCUGCCUUAUUACCACGGCCCUCUGACCAAGCGAGACUGUGAGAUCAUACUGCUCAGGGAAGGGGUAGAUGGCAGCUUUCUGUUAAGAGACAGCGAGUCUCUACCGGGAGUCCUGUGCCUCUGUGUCUUGUUUAAAAAUUUUGUCUACACAUACCGGAUCUUCAAAGAGAAGUAUGGGUAUUACAAGAUACAGACUGCAGAAGGUUCUCGAAGACAAAUCUUUCCAAACCUAAAGGAAUUGGUCUCCAAAUUUGAAAAACCAAACCAAGGGCUGAUGUUUCCCCUCUUGAACCCCAUAAACAGAAGCAGCCCCUGCUUGAGAUGGAGAACAUCGAAAUUAGAGUUGGGCGACAAUUACGAGAACUCCCAAGACUAUGUGGACAUCUUGCCUUAAAGAGCAGGAUGCUGGACGCAAGUGAGAGAAGAAAUGAGGAACAGCUCUCACUGGGGAGACCUGCCGGCGUAGGUCUGGAAUGCCAAACUCUUGCAGAUAAUUUGGACUCUCCUGGUCUGGGUAACGGGUGAUGCUCUGUCCACCAGCAUCAGAGGCCACUGGGAGCAAUUUCAAGGCCCCCUUUUAUCCCCACUCUUCUUUCUUGGAAUGGGACAGCCUGAAGCUGUUGUCCUUGUCAAAGGACUACCACUACAUCACAGCUGACACCUGCCCCUGCACCAUCAGAGAGGCAGCUUCAUGCAGGGAGAAGCCCUGAGUUCUAGUCCCGUGUGACUUUGGACAAACCUCUUCCUUUCUCGAGCUUUCAGUUUCUUUGUCUAUAAAUAAAACAAGUGGUUGAGUGGGAUGACUGCACCGCCCCAGA
Messenger RNA from Otolemur garnettii (small-eared galago), 963 nucleotides. RefSeq names its product SH2 domain containing 1B (gene SH2D1B). Lineage: Eukaryota; Metazoa; Chordata; Mammalia; Primates; Galagidae. Bases 141 to 539 code for a protein of 132 amino acids. The record is from RefSeq and is a predicted model, not a curated record. The transcript is spliced from 4 exons.